This is a messenger RNA of Malaya genurostris, 1053 nucleotides long. It is a transcript of the gene SsRbeta, whose product is annotated as translocon-associated protein subunit beta. The transcript is spliced from 3 exons. NCBI's taxonomy places the organism in Eukaryota, Metazoa, Arthropoda, Insecta, Diptera, Culicidae. Gene Ontology annotation, cellular component: endoplasmic reticulum; membrane. The record is from RefSeq and is a predicted model, not a curated record. The coding region runs from base 176 to 754 and encodes 192 amino acids.
UUGAACUGCUUGCGGUGUUGGAUUGAUUUCGUUGAGGCGAACGCCUGUGCCUGACAUUUCCCUUUCAUUUUCUCUUCACAGCGUUUCCUAGACGGUAGACGUGUACGAAAAGUAUAUCGUUUUAAGUGAGUUUCAUUACUAUAAUACUCGAAAUUAUUUGUGAAAGAUCGUAAACAUGAACGCCGUAUAUGCCAUUGUGCUAGGAUUAUUCGCCCUGAGCCACUUGGGAAUCGCCAACGAAGAUAAUGCGGCUCGGUUAUUGGUAUCGAAGCAGAUCCUGAACAAAUACCUCGUAGAAAACCGUGAUAUAGUUGUCAAAUAUACGCUGUAUAAUGUGGGUUCCGGUGCUGCCGUCAAUGUACAGUUAGUCGAUAAUGGAUUUCAUCCGGAGGCAUUUGCCGUGAUUGGAGGUCAGCUGACGGCUACUAUAGAUCGUAUCGCACCCCAAACGAACGUGACACAUAUUGCUGUUGUGCGGCCGAAAGCAUAUGGUUAUUUCAAUUUUACUGCCGCCGAAGUGCAUUACCAACCUACGGAGGAAGCCACCAAUGUACAGUUUGCUGUUAGUUCGGAACCCGGAGAGGGAGCCAUAGUGGCCGAAGCACAAUUCAACAAGCAAUUUUCAUCCCACUAUCUGGAUUGGUUCGCAUUUGCUAUCAUGACUAUUCCGUCGCUAGCAAUCCCGUACGCGUUAUGGUAUAGUUCCAAAACUAAGUACGAACUAUUGGCCAAGCCAUCGAAAAAAGUUAAUUGAGGAAUAAGUUUUGUGAUGGGUUUGAAGUAAGGCAGAUUUCUCCUGCCGUACUGUAGAGCUUAGUUUUCCCGAAAGACUAAUUUAUUCGAAGUAAGCGCGCAUUUUUGUUUAAACACUCAUAAUUAAAAAUCCUGUUUUUAUGGAAGUUAACUAAGUUUGAACAGCGUAAAGCAUUUUCGGAAUCCAAAGUCACUGUGGAUCAUAAGUUUUCACGAUCAGCAAAACAUGCAGUACAAUACCGUUUUGUGUUGUUAUAAUCGUACCAUGAAAUAAACAGACAAAAAAGUAUGUUUUCAUAA